Molecule: messenger RNA, 1055 nt
Organism: Cucumis melo (muskmelon)
Lineage: Eukaryota; Viridiplantae; Streptophyta; Magnoliopsida; Cucurbitales; Cucurbitaceae
Exons: 6
Coding region: 176-829 (217 amino acids)
Source: RefSeq, a predicted model, not a curated record
UAUCAAGUUUUUAAUGGGAGAAAUGUAUCUUUCAAAAAGUACUAAUUGUCACAAUGCUAUAUUUUUCCAUAAUUAAUAUGAAGGGGUAAGGGAUUAAGUGGUUUAAUAUCCAAACUAUAGGAGACCUAUUUAAAAUGAGCAGCUCCAUAAAGAUAUCAAUGAGAACUUGAAGAAAAUGACAAGCGAGAGCAAAAUUGAAAGAAAACCCACAAUUUUGUGCCUCCAUGGCUUCCGAACUAGUGGAGCAAUCUUGAGAAAGCAGAUCCAAAAAUGGCCAACUUCUGUUCUUCAUCAAUUCCAUUUCCAUUUUAUCGACGGCCCAUUACCUUCCCAAGGAAAAUCCGACGUCGAAGGAAUUUACGAUCCUCCCUAUUUCGAGUGGUUUGGAACCAGCAAGGACCCAACCAGUUGUGAAAAUUUGGAAUCGUGCCUUGAAUUCAUCGAGAAUUACAUGGUUAAGCACGGACCAUUCGACGGACUUCUCGGUUUUUCACAGGGGGCGGUGUUAUCGGCAGCACUGGCGGGACUUCAAGCGAGGGGAGUUGCGCUGACGAAGGUCCCGAAGAUCAAGUUCGUAAUAAUAAUUAGCGGUUCGAAACUCCAAUCAUCAUCCUUGGCCGCCGGAAUAGCUUAUUCUCCAUCUAUUGCAUGCCCAUCCCUCCAUUUUCUAAGUGAGAAAGACUUCUUGAUGCCUAGUGGAAUGGAGCUUCUACGAUCAUUUGUUGAACCAUUAGUAAUUAAUCACUCCAAAGGCCACACAGUACCUAGACUCGAUGACAAAAGUUUGAAGAUUGUGGGCAGAUUUAUCCAAAACAUUUCAAAGCUAUGACCACCCCCAAACUAAACAACACACCUAUAUAUAGGUUUAAAUAAUCCAAUUUAAUUAUCUUCUUAAAUAACCUCCCAUUUAUCAAUAAUACAUAUCUUGAUUGAGUAUAUGGGAGAUGUGAAUUAUAGAAUCCUAAUUUUAUUGGAUUUUUUUUAUUUUAUUAUUUUCGUGUUAUCCUUUUCGUUAUUAUAUCUACCCAAUCUAAAUUUAAAAAGUCAAAGCCUAA